Molecule: messenger RNA, 648 nt
Organism: Pipistrellus nathusii (Nathusius's pipistrelle)
Lineage: Eukaryota; Metazoa; Chordata; Mammalia; Chiroptera; Vespertilionidae
Source: the annotation of a GenBank genome assembly
AUGUGCGCCCAGACCGAGGCGGCGGAGGCGCAGGAGGCGGCGGGCGCGCUGGCGCUGCCCCGCGUGGCGUCCACGGCGGCGGCGCGGACCCCGCCUCGGACCGGCGCGGACGAGGACCGCGGGGAGCCGGGCGCGCCGGGGGCCGCACCGGGGCCGCGGCUGCCGGGCCCGGGGCACGAGGGCCGGCGGCGCCCCUCCCGGGCGCGGGCCGCUCCCCGCGGCGCCCGGGCCGCCGAGACAGCGCAGCGCCUGCGGAGGACGCGGCGGCUGAAGGCCAACGGCCGCGAGCGCCGCCGCAUGCACCGCCUGAACGCGGCGCUGGACGCGCUGCGCGCGGCGCUGCCCACGCUGCCCGAGGACGCGCGGCUCACCAAGGUCCAGACGCUGCGCUUCGCGCACAACUACAUCUGGGCGCUCGCCGCCGCGCUGCGCCUGCCCGGCCCGCCGCGCCCCCCGCCCGGCCCGGCCGGCGCCCCCGGCAGCGCGGGGCACAGCCCGUCGCCCGCGUCCACGGGGAGCGGCACCGACAGCCCCGCGCCGCCCGCGGCCGCCUCCCCGGCCCGCUGCGCCCGCUCCCCCGCCAGCCCCGCCGGCGCGGCCCCGGAUGGCUGGCCGCCUCGCCGCCCCGCGGUCGGGGGGUGCGCCUAG